GAAAUGACUUCUGAUAUUCCCACUUUUAUUAUUAUACCUCAUGAUUUUAAUCUUUCCUUAGAUAUUUGUAGCGGAAAAAAACUAGAAGUUGUUAAAGAUACUAUGACUGAAUAUGCUGAAUUAAUAAAAAGAUAUUAG
Funneliformis mosseae is the source of this 138-nucleotide messenger RNA. NCBI's taxonomy places the organism in Eukaryota, Fungi, Glomeromycota, Glomeromycetes, Glomerales, Glomeraceae. The record is from the annotation of a GenBank genome assembly.